Marasmius oreades (fairy-ring Marasmius) is the source of this 2312-nucleotide messenger RNA. RefSeq lists its product as uncharacterized. The transcript has 4 exons. The coding region runs from base 101 to 2017 and encodes 638 amino acids. Gene Ontology annotation, biological process: transmembrane transport. The record is from RefSeq and is a predicted model, not a curated record. Gene Ontology annotation, molecular function: transmembrane transporter activity. NCBI's taxonomy places the organism in Eukaryota, Fungi, Basidiomycota, Agaricomycetes, Agaricales, Marasmiaceae.
CAUCCACCCGUCCCUGUUCGGAUUGUGAGUCCUCUUCCUUCGCUUUUCCACCACGCUCCAAGGUCCUCCUUUUUUUUCUAGCACGACCUCCCAGGAUCCCAUGUCCCAACCAGAUACUCACGACACCAAGUCCAAGUCUAGCUCAGACGACCACGAUGCCCGACCCAGCGCCCCUCCGCCCUCCAAGGAGUACUUCCAAUCUUCCGGUGUAAACCGCAUGGAAGCCAUCUAUCGAGCCUCGCAACGUUCAGGAGGAAGAGCAAUGUUGUGGGCCCUCGGACUUUCUGUCCUCGUCUGCGCAUGGGCCUACUCCCUCGACACCUCCACCACCACCAACUACGAACCUUUCGUCACCUCAAGCUUCCAACAACACUCCAACCUAGCAGCCCUCUCUAUCGCCACGAAAAUCAUCUCAUCUGUCUGCAAACCAUUCCUUGCGAAAAUAUCCGACGUUACCUCUCGCCCAUACACAUACAUCCUCGUCAUUCUGCUCUAUGUCAUGGGUUAUAUUAUCAUCGCUACCUGUCGGAAUUUCUCUGCCUAUGUCGUCGGUUCGGUAUUCGCGGCAAUUGCGAGCUCUGGAUUGGAUCUGUUGAAUGAUAUUAUCGUCGCGGAUUUGACGACUCUGGAGUGGAGAGGAUUCGUCAGCUCGAUUCUGUCGAUGCCGUUUGUUAUCAACACCUGGUUUGCGGGGGAGAUCGUCCAGGCUCUUAGUGAUGGGGAUGGUUGGAGGUGGGGGUAUGGAAUGUUUGCGAUCAUCAUGCCAGUUGUCAUUGGGCCCGCUAUCAUCACUCUCAUCUACCUUGAACGCAAAGCUCAAAAGUUGGGCAUCGUCAACAUGGCUUCUUCGAAUGCAGCACGCCGCGAAGCUCGCGAACUGGCUGAGAAGAAAGGCGAGAAGGGUCCUCACGGGCUUGUUGUAGCCGAAGUUGCUCCUACGAACCUCACUUGGAUCGAGCGCGUGAAAGCCAAUCUCGCCGAGAUCGACGCCUUUGGGUUGAUUUUACUCGGCUUUGGGUGGUCUUUGUUCCUCCUUCCGUUCUCUUUGAAGACCUACGCGAAGAAUGGGUGGAAGAACCCAUCGAUGAUUGCGAUGAUGGUCGUAGGAGGUAUCAUAUUGAUCUUGUUUGCGCUCUAUGAGAGAUUCCUUGCCGCCAAACCCAUCAUGCCUAGACGGUUACUUCUCAACAAGACCUUCAUGUGUGCCGCUGGGAUCGAUUUCUUCUACUUUAUGGCCGGCCAACUCCGAGGUCUAUACUUCUCUUCCUUCAUCUACAUCGUUGAAGAAUGGUCCAUCAAAAACUGGACAUACUUCAAUAACACCAUGACCAUAUGCCUCUGCGUUUUCGGUGUCGUCGCAGGCCUCAUCCUUCGCUGGACCCACAGAUACAAAACCCUCCAAAUCAUCGGUCUCUGCAUCAAAAUAAUCGGUAUCGGUAUCCUCCUCGACGGUAAAAAAGCCACCCGAAGCACCGCCGCUUUCGCCAUGUCCCAAGUCCUAAUCGGAGCAGGAGGAGCAUUCAGCGUUGUAGGCUCCCGGGUAGCUUCACAAGCUUCAGUCCCACAUCAAGACCUAGCUCUAUCCAUCUCCGUACUGUCCUUAUUCACUGGAAUUGGAUCUGCCGUCGGUUCAGCAUUGGCAGCUGUCAUAUGGACAAAUAAGAUGCCUGGACUGUUACGACAGAACCUUCCCAACACGGUAUCGAACGCGCAGGUGACGAGCUUUUUCAAAAAUAUACGUACGAUUCGACAAUAUGGUGCUUCUAAUCCGAUUAGAGCUGGUGCGAUUGUGGCUUAUAGGGAGACGUUGUGGUAUUUGGUGGUACCGGCGUUGUGUCUUUCGUUCAUACCGUUGGUGUUGGGUAUGUUGCAGACGAAUUAUUAUCUUGGGAAACAGCAGAAUGCUGUUAUGAAUGUUACGCCUGGUGGAGAGAAGGUGGAGGAGACGGGGGUGGAGGGGCAGGGAGGAGAGGAGACGUUUAAGGAGAGGUUUUUGAGGUUCUGGGCGGGAAAGUAGAAAUGUCGACUUUUUUUCUCUCUUGUAAACGCGCUUUUCAAUGAUAGCCAACUAGAUAGGUAGAGAUGGCAUAUUUCCUUUGUCGUGGUUAUGGAGGGGCUAUUAGCAUGAAUCGAAGUCCUUCUGAACGAAAGGAUCAGGAGGCAGACUAGAUAGCAUGCAUGGCAUAGGUUCUAGCUGGCAGACGUUCCUCCGGCAUACCGAAGUUCAACAUUCUCCGCUCUGAGUAUUGCUCGUAUUGCCAAUCACCGUUGCGACACUUUUCAAUGGAUGGAAGUAAUGAGUGGGGCUAUAG